GUUCUCUCUUUCAAGAAGGCGAUUGCACAGAGACAGGGAGAGAGAGUAGAGAGAGAAAGGGUAGAGAGAGAAGGAGGGAGAAACGACAGCCUCAGAAACAGCAGAAGACAGACAGAGAUAGAGAGAAAGAACAAGAGAGGAGGAAUUCACGAGUCAAGGUUUUCUUUCUUUUUUUUUUCUGCGAUCCCACUGAAGAGGAAAACGAUGUCUAAGGGGUAUCAGAAUGCACUCUUUUACAGUUACCUGCUGCGACUAUAAGAGCUGAGCAAAGAAGAAGGUGAGGGGAUUGAGUUAACAAGAGAUCGAUGAUGAUGAUGAUGAAGAGGAAGAUAUGGGAAUAGCAACGCCGCCGUUUCAUUCUCUUACCUCGCACAGCUCCAAAGAUCACAAUUCCCUUCAAUUCUUGGACAACUCAAAUUCUAUGUCCCAGGAUUUUCACCAGGGUAUUUUCAGUUUCUCAAAUGGAUUACAAGAACAGCAACAACAACAACACCUAACGCAGCAGAUCCCAAGAGAUAAACUGAGGGUUUUUCAAGGCUUUAAUCCUCCGCCGCCGUUAGUAGGCGUUGAAGAAGAAGAAACCGGAGGCCUCCCGGUUUAUGAAACCGCUAGUAUGUUGUCGGAGAUGUUCAAUUUACCCACCGGUGGCGCCGCCUCAGCUACUGAAUUGCUAGAGAACCAGAUAUCGCAGAGUUACCGGAAUCCGAGGGCAGCGCAGCUACUCUCCUCCGCGGAUUGGUUUUCACAUGGUCAAGGUUUGGUGGUGGGUGGUGGUUUGGGAGGCUCAAAGAAUCAGAUUGUAGUCAGUAACAGUACUGCUCCUCCUCACCAUCAUCAUCAUAACCAGAUUUCAAGAAUUAAUGGCGAUUCCAUGCAGCUUUUUCUCAUGAACCCACAACAGCAAAGAUCUCCCUCUCCCUCUCCUCCUCCUCCUUCCUCCACUCUCCACAUGCUGCUUCCACACCCCUCUUCUUCUUCUUCUUCCACUCUCCAGGCUUUUCAGACCGCAUCCGGCCAAUUCACAUGGGUCUCCAACACCGGAGAUGUGAACAACCCUAAUGAAAUUCCGGGAGUUGUGGAAGGCCAAGGGCUUUCUUUGUCGCUGUCUUCUUCAUUACAGCGCUUGGAAGCCGUGGCAAAGCCUGAGGAACUGAGGAUAGGAGAAGGAGGGCUGAUGUUUUUUGGCCCUGGCGGAGGCGGAGGGGGCGCGUUGCAUUUGCAAGGCGGACUGAGUCAGAACCACGUAGGGCUUGGGUCUUCGUUUGAUGGGGUAAAUAUGCUGAGGAAUUCUAAAUACGCAAAGGCAGCGCAAGAGUUGUUAGAAGAAUUCUGCAGCGUGGGUAGGGGUCAGUUUAAGAGAAGCAAAUUCGGUAACAGUAACAGAAACCCUAAUUCAAACCCAAGUGGUGGCGGUGGCGCCACCAGUGGCGGUUCCGGUGGCGGAAACACGUCUUCUUCUAAAGAUCUUCCCCCCUUAUCAUCUUCUGAGAGGCUCGAGCAUCAGCGAAGAAAGGUCAAACUGCUGUCUAUGCUUGAUGAGGUGGAUCGAAGGUACAACCAUUACUGCGACCAAAUGCAAAUGGUGGUGAACUCAUUCGACAUGGUGAUGGGCCUGGGGGCGGCGGUGCCGUACACCUGUCUGGCGCAGAAGGCCAUGUCCCGGCAUUUCCGUUGCCUGAAGGACGCCAUCGCCAGCCAGUUAAAGCACAGCUGCGAGGUGUUAGGGGAGAAAGACGCAGCGGCAGCCUCGGGGCUGACGAAAGGUGAAACGCCGAGGCUGAGAAUCCUGGAGCAAAGCCUGAGACAGCAAAGAGCCUUCAAUCAAAUGGGAAUGAUGGAACAAGAAGCGUGGAGACCUCAGCGGGGGCUGCCUGAACGUUCUGUCAACAUUUUGAGGGCAUGGCUUUUCGAACAUUUCCUGAACCCGUAUCCGAGUGAUGCAGAUAAGCUUCUCUUGGCCCGACAGACUGGUCUAUCAAGAAACCAGGUUUCAAACUGGUUCAUUAAUGCCCGGGUCCGGCUAUGGAAACCCAUGGUGGAAGAGAUGUACCAGCAAGAAGCCAAAGAAGACACUGAACAGCGAGAGCGGGACCAAAGCAGUACCAGUACUGGUCCAGCCCACAAUGCACAAACCCCAACGCCGCCUCAUCCCUCCACCACCACCACCACCACCACCACCACCGGCGCCGCAGCAUUUACUCCUCCGCCAGGAGGAAGAUCCGAAAUCAAUGCCCACGAAAGUGACCCGUCAUUCGUCGCAAUUAAUGCCCACUGCUUCUCUGAAAACCAAGCCAAGUUGCAGCACGUUGCCAAGAACAAUGAUUCCCUACCUGCGGGGGCCACCCCACUCGCCGCCGCCUCUUCCACUACGGCGCAGCCAGCUUCUCGCGCUGCCUUGAAUGCUGGUAUUGAAUCUAGGGUUAUGAGGUUCGGGACGGGUGCGGGUGACGUGUCCCUCACUCUAGGGCUACGUCACGCCGGAAAUCCGACGGAGAAGGGUUCCUUCACCGUUAGAGAUCACUUCGGCGGCUUGCCCUUGAGAUUUUAAUUUAUAUAUACGUACUUACGGUACUUAAAUAAGAAAAUUAAUUAUUAAUUAAUCUCGUCACCUUUUUUUUUUAAUUAGUAUAAUAUUUUUUCUUCGAAUUAACUAGGUUUGGUUUUUCUUAAUUUGUCCUAGACAAAACACAUUAUAUCGAGAACUAAAACGUAGAAAGAAAUGUUAGGAAAGGUGUACGAGGUACUAUUGUAAUUGUAUAGUUUAACUUUUAGACCUUUAUAAAUUUUCUUUAAUAUGUGUAUUUGAUUAA
Molecule: messenger RNA, 2810 nt
Organism: Sesamum indicum (sesame)
Lineage: Eukaryota; Viridiplantae; Streptophyta; Magnoliopsida; Lamiales; Pedaliaceae
Product: BEL1-like homeodomain protein 2
Biological process (GO): regulation of DNA-templated transcription
Molecular function (GO): DNA binding
Source: RefSeq, a predicted model, not a curated record